This is a messenger RNA of Brachypodium distachyon (stiff brome), 727 nucleotides long. RefSeq lists its product as uncharacterized. The coding region runs from base 133 to 492 and encodes 119 amino acids. The transcript has 3 exons. The record is from RefSeq and is a predicted model, not a curated record. NCBI's taxonomy places the organism in Eukaryota, Viridiplantae, Streptophyta, Magnoliopsida, Poales, Poaceae.
CCCCAAGGCCAAUCAACCACCAUCCAUCACCGCGGAACAAGAAAAAUCUGCCCACGUUCUGCGCGUCCACCCAGCCCCCUUCUGCUUCUGCCUCUCUCGUAAGAAACUCUCGGCGCAGCCAAGCAACCCGCCAUGGCCAUGGUCGCUUCCACCUCCAUCGCGUACCACAAGCCGCGUCUGGCCGUGGUGUGCAGGAAGAAGGACCGAGGGGACAGGGGGGAGCUGGAGCGGGAGAAGGAGCACAAGCACCCGUUCAAGGUCGUCGAGAUCACGCCGCCGCCCAGAUGCCUCGGCGUCCGCUGCUUCCCCACGAACAUCCACUGCGGCGAGAGCGUGACGAUCGAAGGGCAGGCGUACACGGUGUCGGCGGUGACGCACCGCUACCAGCUGCGCAAAGGGCGGUACGAGCCCAGCGAGAAGCGCCUCGACGUCCUCUCCACCGGCAGAUACAUCCUCAAUCUCUACCUCGACAGCCUCCUCCACAAGUCAUAGCCACUCCUCUUUUAGCUAGCCAGUGCGUACCAAAGUUAGCGAUGAGAAAAUCUUAUGGUACACGUUGGUUGUUGCAUGAAUGAACAAAACACACUAGCUGUAAAUAAAAGGGCCAGCGAUCGCUCGAUCAUGCGUGCGUGCGUGCAUGCGCUGGCUUUAUCGAUCUGACACCUUUUCUCGACGAUCAUAUCAUGGACGAGAUGCUGCUUUUGUUGAAUAUAUAUCCAGUACACUA